CGGCCAAUCAGGUUCGCGUUCGGAAAGAUGGCGGCGCUCGGGUCCCGAGAGCGCUCUGCGGGGGAGGGAGGCAGCGGCGCGCGGGCGGACUCGGACCUCUUGCUGCACCCGGAGCUGCUCUCGCAGGAAUUCCUCCUGCUGACGCUGGAGCAGAAGAACAUCCCAGUUGAAGAUGAAGUGAAGAUCAGUAAAGAUGGCCUUACUGAUCUCUAUGUUCAACAUGUCAUACCAUUGCCUCAACGUGAGUUACCAAAAACUAGAUGGGGAAAGUUGAUGGAAAAGAAAAGAGGUCAGCAGGUGUUCAAGCAUGAGGUCAAAAGCACUGCUCCAGUGGAAAGUCUACGGAAACGACCACUCAUUGUGUUCGAUGGUAGCUCAACGAGUACAAGCAUAAAAGUGAGGAAGACUGAGAAUGGGGCUAUUGAUAGUCUAAAACUCCUUACAGCUAGAAGCGCCAGCACUACUUGUAAGGGACUGACCGUUCCUUCAAAUUCUUCAGCUUGUGUGUCUGUCUCCACUUUUUCACCGGACAUUAAAGUGGGAUCCAGGAUUCACGAAGCUAAGCAGAAUAAUAAUAUCGUCGAUAACAAUAUGGCACCUGGUCAGAGGUCACCCCCAUUGGUGCCUUUAACAGGAACUACUGUUGUGAAAUUAAAGAGAGCUGCUCCGAAAGAAGAAUCUGAUGCAUCCAACGGUCUAAAGUCUCCAGAAUCGAAAAAGAAGAUCCAGCAUGUGAAAUGGCCAUGAACCAAUGAGGCGCUGGAAAUGUAAAUAACAUUUAGCCUCCAUUUCAGAACAGAUGAGUCAUAUUGAACAGGGUUGCAGAUUGCGGUGGAUUUUUCAUAAGGUUAACAAUUCUACAGUACAAAGCAGGCACCAUAUUCUCACCCAUCACCUUAAGGAUAUUUUCUGUAUUGCACUUUGAGUCAUUUACUUCCCAUUUUAAUGGUUGGUUUUGGUGGAACAAAAUUAUUCUACCAGCCCUCCUUUGGAAUUCUCACAUGUACUGCAGUUCAGCCUUUGCAUGACCUGGUAAGAGAAAAGCAGUGUGCAUUUAUAACUAUUCAUGUUCAACUGUACAGCAGUAUUGCUUUUCUUUUCUUUUUCGCAAAUACAGUUCUCUACACAAGUGUAUUUAGACAGUGUGGAAGACUAUGUCUCCCCGUUCAACUGGACUUCCCAUGGUAAUAGUGGCUUUUGCACAAAGUUCUGUUGGCAGGGCAAGAAAAAUAUUUUGAAUUCUUAGGUGCUGAUACCAAGUGUCUAGAUGUCUUUUCCAGCCUUGUUAUGAGAUGGUUACCUCUUACAGACAUAGGAAAAACACUGAACUGUGUAAUUUCUUUGCUUCAAAUUGAAGUUCUUGUUACAAUUGAAGAUGAAUUUCUGUUGUCUUUUGAGCAGAUGGAAGCACAUGAUAGACUGUAUACGGAGAGUAUUUGAGAGAAAAGUAGUGCAUGAACUAGUGCCAUGCUUUUGUACAGUACAUGCAUAAGUAUUUUUUCAUAAAAUACAUGAACCUUUGUGGUCGAUUUAACUUGCCUGCCUACAAAAUGCCUGCUAAAAUUCUGGAGAAAAGCUAACACUCCACUCAUUGGGGCAGUUUGAAUAGAGGGAUAAAUUAUACGGAGAGUAAACAAUUGUGGUUUGUGAAGGAAGAAGUCUUGCCUAUUUCCUAUCUGUGAAUAAAUGUGGAUUUCUUUGAAACCACAUGGAUCCUCUUUCAUAUGAUGUAAAACUCAACCUAGCUGGGUAUAAUAGUUAGAAUUGCGUACCAUACACAAAGUAGUGUCCAGUCAAAUUCAGGCUGCCAUCCUGUACAUGCCUACCACAGAAUAUGGACUUAGUGGUAUUUACUUCUGAGUAGACAUGGUUAUAACUGCAUUAUUGGUGCACGACUUCCACUAGAUCAUGAUCAAAGAUUUGGAAAGAAUGGUGUGUUUGAGGUGUAUUUUGAGUUUCCCUCUUCCUGAACACAUGUGCAAGUUUUGUACUUUAGUACAGCACAGUUUAAUUUUGUGUGUUUUGUAUCUGAGCUGUCUUUUUAGUAGCCUCACCUGAUUUAAAUAAAUUGAUUUAAACUGAC
Podarcis muralis (Common wall lizard) is the source of this 2083-nucleotide messenger RNA. It is a transcript of the gene TSLIG2, whose product is annotated as chromosome 4 C2orf49 homolog. The record is from RefSeq and is a predicted model, not a curated record. Gene Ontology annotation, biological process: embryonic morphogenesis. Gene Ontology annotation, cellular component: tRNA-splicing ligase complex. NCBI's taxonomy places the organism in Eukaryota, Metazoa, Chordata, Lepidosauria, Squamata, Lacertidae.